GUCCAUUCAAUAUGCUAUAACGUGUUAAGGGAAUGUAUUGACCAACUUCAGUCACGGUCAUGCCCCGGUUUAACUAGAUGCUCGCCUCCGUCAUGUCGUUAUGCGUGGGUAUUGGCUGUGCAAGGCAAAUUAUGCAGAUUUCUGGGGAGGAGGGCUGAAGGCUGGGCCAAAGGAAUGCUACGUGUCUUGGAAGUCCCUUUUAACCCCCCCUCAUCUUCUUCAGUUAAUAUUACCGUAGCGAAAAAGUUUGAAGGUUCCAGAUUAAGCGGCAGCCUCCCUCCCCAUCCAGACCUGUCUGUGUCUGUGUGAAGUACAGUGGUCAGCAGUCAGUCGGCGGUGUUAGUACAGCGAAAUGUCCGGCGUGAAAAGGCUUCGCACGGUGGUCUCCCAUCCAGAUACUGGCCAGGACCAGCUGUUCUAUGUCCCUACCACUGUGAGACCAAAUCUGCGCCCUUGGUUACAAGCAUGCUUUGCCUCUGAAUAGAAUCUCAACAGGGCGACCAAUGUGGUGUACCAGGACCACCAUGUCAGCCGGAGCAAGAGAGGGCAGGUCGUGGGCACCAGGGGAGGCUUCAGAGGUUGUACCAUCUGGCUUACUGGUUUGUCUGGAGCUGGGAAGACGACCAUUAGCUUUGCCCUGGAAGAAUACCUCAUGUCCCAUGCUAUCCCUUGCUACUCCCUGGACGGAGACAACAUUCGCCAUGGCCUGAACAAGGAUCUGGGCUUCUCUGCCAAGGACCGUGAAGAGAACAUCCGUCGUGUUGCUGAGUUGGCCAAACUGUUUGCUGACGCUGGGCUUGUUUGCAUCACCAGUUUCAUCUCUCCUUUUUCCAAGGAUCGUGAGGAUGCAAGGAAGAUUCACGCAAGUGCUGGGCUACCAUUUUUUGAGGUGUUUGUCCAUGCUUCUCUUGAAGUGUGUGAGAGCAGAGAUGUCAAAGGACUCUACAAGAGGGCUCGUGCUGGAGAGAUCAAAGGUUUUACUGGGAUUGAUUCAGAUUAUGAGCAUCCUGAGGUGCCACAGCUUGUACUGAAAACUGGAGAGCUGUCAGUGAAUGAAUGCCUCCACCAAAUGUUGGAGCUGCUCAGGGACCAGAAUAUCAUACCAAGUGAGAUCAUGGAGGAGGUGAAUGAACUCUUUCUUUCAGAGAACACACUGAAUCUAGCCAUGGCUGACGCAAACACGCUUCCUACCAUCAGUAUCACCAAGUUGGAUCUACAGUGGGUGCAGGUGUUGGCAGAGGGCUGGGCUAGCCCUCUGAAGGGCUUCAUGAGAGAGAAGGAGUUCCUGCAGGUUUUACACUUUGGCAGCCUGUUGGAUGGUGGGGCCAUCAACAUGUCCAUUCCCAUCGUCCUGCCCGUGAGCACUGAGACCAAGCAGGAGCUGGACGGGUGCGUGGCUGUAGCUCUGGAGUACCAGGGUUCACGAGUGGCUAUUCUCAGGAACCCAGAGUUCUACAUACACCGCAAGGAGGAACGCUGUGCCAGACAGUGGGGCACCACUUGUCCACAACACCCUUACAUUAAGAUGGUUAUGGAAGGAGGUGAUUGGUUGGUGGGUGGUGACCUGGAGGUGCUGGAGCGAAUCAAAUGGAACGAUGGGCUUGACCAGUACCGCCUUACUCCACAGGAGCUCAAGCAGAGGUUCAAAGACAUGGAAGCAGAUGCAAUAUUUGCAUUCCAGCUGCGUAACCCGGUCCACAAUGGUCACGCCCUCCUGAUGAAGGACACCAAACGGCGCCUGCUGGAGCGAGGCUACAAGAAUCCAGUGUUGUUGCUGCACCCGCUCGGUGGCUGGACCAAAGAUGAUGAUGUUCCUCUGGACUGGCGGAUGAAGCAGCAUGCUGCCGUCUUGGAAGAGGGCAUCCUGGAUCCAGCCAACACCAUUGUUGCCAUCUUCCCCUCACCUAUGAUGUAUGCUGGACCCACAGAGGUGCAGUGGCACUGUAGAGCCAGAAUGAUCGCAGGAGCAAACUUUUACAUUGUUGGCCGGGAUCCUGCAGGCAUGCCUCACCCAGAGACAAAGCAGGACCUGUAUGACCCCACUCAUGGAGCCAAGGUCCUCACCAUGGCCCCAGGCCUCACCUCUGUGGAGAUCAUCCCUUUCAGGGUAGCUGCCUACAACAAGACUAAGAAGGCUAUGGACUUUUACGACACUGAGCGACAUGCCGAGUUUGAGUUCAUCUCUGGAACCAAGAUGAGGAACUUGGCUCGGAGCGGAGAGUACCCUCCAGACGGUUUCAUGGCCCCGAAGGCCUGGAACGUGCUGGUCCAGUACUACACUUCUCUCCAAAAGGACGCAUAAUCAAUACAGCAUUCAGAUCACCAGCCAAUAGCAUACUCUAAAAAAUCUCCCUCACAGAGAAUUUUUGAUAGAAUUGUUGUAUAUUAUGCAAAGAAUAUCCAUUCAGAGUGAUGAAUUGAGAUCACUAUGAAUAGCGAGUCAUUUUAAUAGGUGCUGGGUAUGCAGUUAUUGAAAAGUAUUUUAAUAAAUUAAACGUAAAUGGCAUUAGUUUUUAAGGAGCUUCAGAGCACAUUCCAGGAUGGAAAUGAUUUUUAUAUAUACAGUACGUUAUUGAAGGGUGCAUGACAACUGAGCAUGCACAUUUCAUUUUUACAGCAUUUUAUCACAAUUAUAUCAUUGUAGAGUAUAGGUCAGGCCACAUAGUUGUGUCGGAACCUGGCCCUAGUCCAAGAGUGUGGUGGCUGAACCUGAUCCAGACCCGACAAACACAUUUUAGUUCAUGUCCACCCCUGAACUGAACUUGAUGCCGCUGAGUUUGUGUAGUGCUUUUCUAUGGCCCAUGUGCUUCUUAAUAGUGUUGUUGUGCACUUAAAUGGCUCAUCAUUUAAAUUUUUAAGAGGACUAGCACUUUAAAUGACCCUACACUAAAGAAAAAUCUAAUCCAUUUACAUGACAAGUGCAACCUGUUUAGAGUAACUUUGGCCUACAUGACUGAACCCUAUGGGUCCCUUUGGGCUUGGUUCAAAUAUCCACCCUCUAUUGUGAAGUUGUACAACAUUGAUUUUAUUUUUACUUGGUGAAGGUGCCUUUCUCUCAAAUGUUAAUGGUAUUUUUUAAUUUUUUGCUGGCUUUUACCUGAAAUGUGUCUUAGAUUUGUGUGAUGUUAUAAACUGUGCAUUUGCAUUCAUGUAAUGAAAACCUACAGUUUUAGGAAGUUAGCAGGGUUGUCUGUGGAAAAAAAUGUACUAGGAAAAAAAAUGCCUAUGCAAUGUCUGUUCCAUGAUUACUGGAAUCCAGCAAAAAGACCUAUGUUCACUUUGGAGGAGGCAAGUGGUCAAGAAGUCAAUCUGAUAUAGCUGCAUGGAAAAUAAAUAGAUAUGCAAAUUAUUUUAUUCCGUUUUUAUUCAGGCUGCUUAGUGUUGAUGUAAUCCAGUGUACAAGUUUUCCCAAUACAGGGAAGGACCUCCUUCCUCACUACAGCAGCUAAUCUAUAUUUUUUGGUUGCUGGCUUGUUGCUGUUGUUGUUGUUUAACGAUUGUUGUCCGAAUAUUACGUUGAUGUUCUCUCAUUUCUAAUGGGCGGUCUGUAUAAAUGAAUUGCCCUUUAGGAUUAAUAAAGUAUUCUGAAUCUAAAUCAGAAAAUGAGUUUGUAAAUUACAGUAAUGAAGGAAAGUAAGGAAAGAAUCACUGGUGAGUGCCUAAUGCUUGGAUAUUCUGUGCUGUGGCCUGAACCAGAUGUCCUUUAAGAAUGUAUGUAAAUGUUUUCUUUUCUGUGAUACCUCUGGCCUGAUUUAGUCUGUGUGCCAGUGGUUAUCUAACAUACCUUAGAGCAAUGUAUGUCUGUACAAGGUGCAUACUUAUCAUUUUAAGAUCAAAGGUUGAAGUUGUUUGGGCAGUUGGGGAUUUGGGGGCUGCAUAGCCAAUGGUGCAAUGCUGCCAUCUGCUGGGAAACACAGGUACAGGGAGACACAAAGAGAAGGAGAAGCUACUGUAAAUGCAUGUGGGCACAGUCACUUUGUGUUUCUUGGACAAGAGGCAGGCUUGAUAACUGCACUCAUCAUGAUAACUUCACUCACUCAAAGAUAGUCCUGUAUUUUUUCAUGUCCUCUAAAAACAGACUUUCUGUUGAAUGGAGAGUGAUUUUGGACUAGCAACAGUCACAGUCAACAGUGGUGAUGUUCUUUAAAACUAUAGAAUUUUGUGCACAUUUGCAUAGGAAAACAGUGUUUGGUUCUGGACUGGCUUUACCAUGUACAUCUGUUAUAAGAGAUCAAGAAGAUCCUGAGGUGUUUUCAAAUUGCAUUUAAGAGAUGGCUGACUGAAUUUUGUUGCAUUUCGUUGC
This is a messenger RNA of Monopterus albus (swamp eel), 4303 nucleotides long. Its product is annotated as bifunctional 3'-phosphoadenosine 5'-phosphosulfate synthase 2-like. The transcript has 13 exons. The coding region runs from base 653 to 2302 and encodes 549 amino acids. Gene Ontology annotation, biological process: sulfate assimilation; 3'-phosphoadenosine 5'-phosphosulfate biosynthetic process. The record is from RefSeq and is a predicted model, not a curated record. Lineage: Eukaryota; Metazoa; Chordata; Actinopteri; Synbranchiformes; Synbranchidae. Gene Ontology annotation, molecular function: sulfate adenylyltransferase (ATP) activity; adenylylsulfate kinase activity; ATP binding.